AUGAGUGAGCUGGGCACACAGAAGACCAGUGAUGGCACCGUCUCUCGCCUGCUUAAUGUCGUGGAAAGUGAGCUUCAGGCAGGGAGGGAAAAAGGCGACCCUACGGAGAAGCAACUUCAGAUCAUUCUGGAGGAUGCCCCUCUCUGGCAGAGGUUCAAGGAAGUCACUAAUGAAAUGAUCGUGACCAAGAACGGCAGACGGAUGUUCCCGGUCCUAAAGAUUAGCGUCACGGGGCUGGACCCCAAUGCCAUGUACUCGCUCCUGCUGGACUUUGUCCCAACGGACAGUCACCGCUGGAAGUACGUCAAUGGGGAAUGGGUGCCCGCGGGCAAGCCAGAGGUCUCCAGCCACAGCUGUGUCUACAUCCACCCGGACUCCCCCAACUUCGGGGCCCACUGGAUGAAGGCGCCCAUCUCCUUCAGCAAAGUGAAGCUGACCAACAAGCUCAAUGGAGGUGGGCAGAUAAUGUUGAAUUCUCUGCAUAAAUAUGAACCCCAGGUUCACAUAGUACGUGUUGGAGGUGCCCAUCGAAUGGUGAUGAACUGCUCCUUCCCUGAAACUCAGUUCAUAGCUGUGACUGCCUAUCAGAACGAGGAGAUAACAGCUCUCAAAAUCAAGUACAACCCUUUUGCCAAAGCCUUCUUGGAUGCUAAGGAAAGGAACCACCUCAAAGAUGUUCCGGAAGCUAUGUCUGAGAGUCAACAUGUGGCCUAUUCUCACUUGGGAGGCUGGAUCUUUUCCAAUCCGGAUGGAGUAUGCACAGCAGGAAACACCAAUUACCAGUAUGCUACUCCUUUGCCUCUGUCUGCUCCCCACACCCACCAUGGCUGUGAGCACUAUCCUGGCCUCCGAGGACACCACCGGCAGGCUCCCUACCCUUCUGCGUACAUGCACAGAAACCAUUCUCCCUCAGUGAAUUUGAUAGAAAGCUCCAGCAAUAAUCUGCAAGUUUUCUCUGGAGCUGACAGCUGGACUUCCUUAUCCUCCACACCCCACGCCAGCAUCCUGUCUGUACCUCACACCAGCGGACCAAUCAAUCCAGGGCCUAGCCCCUACCCGUGCCUGUGGACCAUCAGCAACGGUGGCGGGGGCCCUUCCGGGUCGGGCUCAGAGGUGCAUGCCGGCUCCCCGGGAGCGUUUCUCCUGGGUAAUCCAGCUGUGACUUCGCCCCUCUCCACCCAGGCACCUGCUUCGGCUGGUGUGGAGGUUCUGGGGGAGCCCUCGCUGACCAGCAUCGCUGUGUCUACCUGGACAGCAGUGACCUCGCGUCCCUUCUCAGGCUGUGGUAGCCCGGGUGGGGGUGGGCGCCAUUCUCCCUCCUCACUGGAUAGUUAAGCAGGAUCCUAGGAGAGGUGUCGGCAGAGGACCUGCUAGGUAUAGAGCUCUUAGAAGUCUCACCUACUAAUCCCAGUGAGUCAGACUGCAGAGUCUCCCCACCCAGUGAACGGGGUUAUACCAGAAGCCUACAGGGAGAUGGUUUAGUUUGGAUGAUGCUGAUUUUGUCACCUGCAUCUCUCCACCAUUUUCUUUUUGUGCUCCCAUUUUCUCUGCAACUUAUCCGUGCUAUGCUUAGGCAACAAAAGUUUGUUGAG
Molecule: messenger RNA, 1592 nt
Organism: Balaenoptera musculus (blue whale)
Lineage: Eukaryota; Metazoa; Chordata; Mammalia; Artiodactyla; Balaenopteridae
Gene: TBX19
Product: T-box transcription factor 19
Exons: 8
Coding region: 1-1335 (444 amino acids)
Biological process (GO): positive regulation of DNA-templated transcription; regulation of transcription by RNA polymerase II; heart morphogenesis
Cellular component (GO): nucleus
Molecular function (GO): RNA polymerase II cis-regulatory region sequence-specific DNA binding; DNA-binding transcription factor activity, RNA polymerase II-specific
Source: RefSeq, a predicted model, not a curated record